AGGGUGUUUUUGUAGUGGAAAAUCAGUCAGACCUGAAUGUUGAUCAGAAAGGAACAACAGGGCAGGAGAAGAAUUCGAGUGAUCUGUUAAGCUUACUUUUUGAAACAGGAAGGGACACAGCCAUGAGUUCCUUGCCGGAAGCCAUGCGUUCCCUAACGCAGGUUUUCACUGGGAAACUGCAGGACUUUACUGAUGAGGUUGAAAAUGUUCACAUGUUGUGGCUGGAGGAGAUUCAGCAGGAGGCUCAGCGCAUGUUCUCCAGUGAUUUUAGCACAGAACCAGAGCUUAUGCCCAAAACUCCAUCACAGAAGAAGACAAGCCGCAGGAAACGGGUCUCUGUGGAGCUCAAUGAAAGUCGUAGCAAAAGACGUUUCUCUAAGGGAAAGCGCAGCAACUUGCGUCGUUCUUCGGUCCAGAAUACUCUAAAUUCAAUUUCGGAAUUGGUAGUUUCACAUGCCCCCAGUAGCAGCCCGGACACUGUGGCUGAGGAGCCUGUUCGCCGUACCAGGCGUAAUAAAGCUGCAGCAGCAGACAGUGAGCCUGUCAAACGUAGCACACGCAACAAAGCAGCUGGUAAAGCAAAGGAGCAGGCAGAGGUGAUGGAGGAGGAAGCAGUAGAAGUUGCAGCAGUGGCUGAUGCUCCUCAGCCACCUGAUGUCCCUGAAAAUGUUCUGGAAGUGAAGGAGUCAAACAGCUCUUCAUCUCCGGUGCAGACACUACUGUCCCAAGCUGUGGUGAAAAUCCCCUCAGCUGAGCGCCUGUCUGCUAAUAAACUGCUGGAGUCAGGGCCCUCUCCAGGCCGUUCUGCUAAUAAAAUUACCAUCGCAGCUGCCGGGGCUCAGGCCUCCUCACGGACCUCGGUCCGGCGUUCUCUGGUGCUGCGGCACUCUCUUGUGGGCCUCAGACACAGCAUGACACAGGAAGCAGUCCGCCGUGCCUCUCGACGCUCCUUCCUGAAGAAGAAAGCCAGACUGGGCAACUCCACGUGCAGCAGCUCCGUCAGUGGGGAUGUUUCUAUGGAUGUGGAAAUGGAGGAGAAUGAUGUAGUGAUGGAGAACGGGGUUAAACAAAUGCUUUCUGAGGAAGAGCUAGCAGAACCAGCAGCUGAAGUCCGUGCUGAAGCACAGAUAACCCAGCCUGGGGAUCCUGAGCCCAAGAAACCAGUAGAAGACAGAGCACUGAUGCCAAAUGAGGAGGAGAAGCCCUCAACUCCCACUGCUGAGGAAAAUUGUCGUUUCACACGAUCCAUGGCUCGGCUGUCGGAAUCAGAUUCCAGUGGGAAAAAGUCUCAGGACGAUGUACGGGCUUCUCGCUCCGGCUCCAAACGCCGUGCAGCAGAGUCAGCAGCAAUAGCACUCAGCACACCCAAGAAGAAGCACUCCCCUCCCAAGAAAUGCAUGACUAGCAUCACACCUAGCAUGCGCUUCCUUCAAACUGUCCAGAAGAACCAGCUGCUGAUGAUGACUCCAAGCUCACUGGGCCGCAGCUCCAUCAUGAAGAGCUUCAUCAAACAGACUGGAAAAACCGACAUCAAGUUGAGUACUGGCUCAGUGGAGCGGGAGCGGCAGAAGUGGGAUGCACUAAACAAAAAGAUUGAACAAGAAAAUGAAAGAAAGAAAAGGUUGGAAGAGGAAAGAAGAAAGAAACAAGAAGAGAUGAAAAAAAAACGAGAUGAGCGUUUAAAGCGAGUUGUGGAGGCCCGGGUCAAAGGAGAGAAGGAGAAGGAGCAGGAAAAGAAAAAGAAAAUUGAAGAGAAAAUGGCACAAAUAGAGAAGAAACAUGACCUGCUGCGUGUAGAGCGGCUAGCAGAGGAGAAAGCCAAGAAAAAGGUUGCAACCAAACGUCAAGAAGAACUGGAACUUCGUAGGAAACAAGAAGAAGCAGCCCGAAAAAAGAAGCUGCAGCAAGCUGAGGAUGAGGAGAGACGGCAUCAAGAGCUGUUGGCCAAGCGGAAGGCUGAAGAGGAACGAGAAAAGGCACGCAAACAAGCAGAGGCUGCCCGCGCCUUGGAGCUCAAGAAGGAGCAAGAGAGGGAACGAGAGCGGGAAAGGCAGGCUGCUGCUGAAAGGGAGAGAGUGGAGCGGGAGAAGGCCAUUGCUCUUCAGAAGGAGCUGGACAGAGCUGCUAAAGAGAAAGAAAGAAGAGAACUGGAGAAGAAGAGGGAAGAAGAGCAGAGGAGGGCUGAAGAGGAGAGGGCUGCCCAACAGAAACAUGCUGCUGCUGUGGCCCCUACAGUCAAUACUUCUGUUAUGAAAAUACCCAUUACCAAAGCUCUCAAUGCCACAAUUGCACCCAGUCCUGCACUAAAUGUUACUGUAGAUAUUGAGCACUCGGUCAUGAAGACCCCUGUCAGCAAAGGAGCAGCUGACAUGAUAGACAAGGGAGCAGGGCUGAAUGUCACUGUAGAUGUAGAACAAUCUCCUCAGUCCUACCAGAUUACACCUAAAGGGAAGAAGAUCGACGUUUUAGUGAAUCCAGAGGACUACGGGAUGGACCAGAACAGUGAUGACUCGACCGAUGAUGAAUCAGCACCCAGGAAACCCAUCCCUUCCUGGGCUGAGGGUAUGCAGCUUCAGCAGGCAAUCAUGAAGCGAUAUUAUGACCCACUAGAUCUGGACUCCUACUUUGGGGAAAUUGAACAGCCCAGGCUGGAGAAAAUAUUUCAAAAGACCAAACCACGUUUCUUCAAACGUACUAGCUCUGCUGUCUGGCACUCCCCUCCACGUAUGGGUAACAUGCCCAACUAGCAGAGAGAUGUCUUACUGUUGUCUUCUAUUUUACUUUUACCUUAUAUGUAAACACUUUGCAUUUGUUUUAUAUAAACCUCUGGAUUUCACUUUAAUAAAGCGCUAUAAAAAUGUA
This is a messenger RNA of Pygocentrus nattereri (red-bellied piranha), 2862 nucleotides long. RefSeq names its product inner centromere protein. Gene Ontology annotation, molecular function: protein serine/threonine kinase activator activity. Gene Ontology annotation, biological process: meiotic spindle midzone assembly; metaphase chromosome alignment; positive regulation of protein serine/threonine kinase activity. Gene Ontology annotation, cellular component: kinetochore; meiotic spindle midzone; midbody. The transcript is spliced from 21 exons. The coding region runs from base 123 to 2747 and encodes 874 amino acids. Lineage: Eukaryota; Metazoa; Chordata; Actinopteri; Characiformes; Serrasalmidae. The record is from RefSeq and is a predicted model, not a curated record.